Molecule: messenger RNA, 387 nt
Organism: Phaeodactylum tricornutum CCAP 1055/1
Lineage: Eukaryota; Bacillariophyta; Bacillariophyceae; Surirellales; Neidiaceae
Exons: 2
Coding region: 1-387 (128 amino acids)
Source: RefSeq, a predicted model, not a curated record
AUGCCCCGACUUUCUCAAUUUUUGGUCGCAAUUUCCGUAUCAGUACUGGCGUGCUUGAGUGAAUCUUUCGCCCCGACCCAUCGCUAUCCCGUUUCUUUCCCAACCCAAUCGACUGCACGGCGGCUGCAGAUAUUGAGCAUGGCAGGCGAUGGUACGCCGGAAGGAGAACCGGAGAACAAAAAGGCAGAACCGACGUCGGGAACAUACUACGAUGACGAGGUUGAACCGGCCCCGAAGGUGGGAAUUUCUAAUUCCAUGAAAGAACGACUCAUGCGUGAGGCUUCUUCGGGCUUGGACUCCGAAAAAAAGCAAACUAAUGUUUUGCUCUACGUCAUUUUAGGCGUUGCGGUUCUCGUCUUUCUGGGUGGACAAGGCAUUCUUUUCUAA